AUGUACGACCAACAAGACAUUGCCGCGAAAGAACACCCAGCCGUGGAGCCUCGCGACUUGCAUCAGACAGCCUCUCUCGGGGAUGACGAAAAUGGCGCGACCCAUCUCAGUGCGAAGCAGAAUCAACGACUGUUGCUGAAGACCGACUUGGUGGUCACGCCGCUCAUUGUUCUGUCCAUGACUUUGGCGUUUCUUGACAAGAACGGGCUUGCGUAUGCCGCCGUUUACGGUCUGCGAGAAGACAAUCACCUUGUCGGCCAGGACUACAGCUGGGUCAGCAGUGUGUUCUACUUUGGCUAUCUCGCCAUGGAGUUCCCCAACCUAUGGCUGAUCACCAGAUUGCCCAUUGGGAAAUACAUCGGUGGUUGCCUCUGCCUUUGGGGCAUCGCCCUCUGUCUCAUGGCAGUAUGCCACAACUUCGGAGGACUGGCUACCAUCAGGUUCUUCCUCGGCGUGUUUGAAGCCGCGCUACUGCCCUGUAUGUUGAUUGUCAAUUCCAUGUGGUAUUGCCGGGCGGAACAACCGAUCCGCACGGCGUUCUGGUACAACACCUUCGCGGGCUAUAUUUUCCUGAUUUACGGAUCAAUCACCAUCGGGGCCGGAAUCCUGGUUUUCUUCGCCCUGCCCGACUCGCCCAAAAAGGCUUGGUUUUUCAAUGCCGAAGAGAGGAAGUUGGUGGUGGUCAGGCUGGCUGAAAACCAAACUGGCGUCGAAUCACGCAAGAAAUUCCGCACCGCCCACAUCAUCGAGGCGCUGAAAGAUCCCAAAUACUGGCUGAUUAUUGCUUGCUCAUUCGGUUACGCCAUCACCAACGCCGGCAUCACCAACUUCAACCCUCUGAUCAUCUCGGGCUACGGCUUCAGCAAGUCCAAGACGGUCCUGAUGGCAACGCCGCAAGCCGCCGUGGCCAUGGUCAGCCAAGCCAUUCUGACCGCCAUAACUUUUUUCAUCCCCAACCUCCGAUGUGUCUGCUGGAUCAUUUCUUCUCUGAUCGGCCUCGCUGGUGCUGUCAUGGUCCACGUGCUCGACGUCGAGACGCAACGAGAUGCAUCACUCGCCGGAGUCUACAUCAUGGGCUUUUACAAUGUCCCUUGGGUCUUCAUGUUGAGUCUGCAGUCUUCCAACACCGGAGGUGCAACCAAGAAGAGUUUCAUCGGCAUCUCGGUGGCAAUCAUAUAUGCCGUCGGCAAUAUUGUCGGUCCACAAUUCUAUCUGUCAAGCCAGUCCCCUCACUAUCCUCUUGGGAUUGGAUCGUUGAUGUUCGGUUUCGCCUUGAUGGCCUUCAGCGGCAUCUUCUAUCUUGUCGCUUGUCUCGUGGAGAACAAGCGGAGAGAUCAUCGUUACGGGCCCGUUUUAGAUAACGUCGCUCGUGGUAUGGAGGCCGACCUGCGUGACGAAACGGAUGGGCAGAACCACAACUUUCGGUAUACGUUCUGA
This is a messenger RNA of Capronia epimyces CBS 606.96, 1437 nucleotides long. RefSeq lists its product as uncharacterized. Gene Ontology annotation, cellular component: plasma membrane. The transcript has 5 exons. The record is from RefSeq and is a predicted model, not a curated record. Gene Ontology annotation, molecular function: dipeptide transmembrane transporter activity; allantoate transmembrane transporter activity. Lineage: Eukaryota; Fungi; Ascomycota; Eurotiomycetes; Chaetothyriales; Herpotrichiellaceae. Gene Ontology annotation, biological process: transmembrane transport; allantoate transport; dipeptide transport. Bases 1 to 1437 code for a protein of 478 amino acids.